Molecule: messenger RNA, 423 nt
Organism: Mesorhabditis belari
Lineage: Eukaryota; Metazoa; Nematoda; Chromadorea; Rhabditida; Rhabditidae
Source: the annotation of a GenBank genome assembly
AUGAACGCCUCUGACGAGCCGUUCACCUCAAGAAUCUUCAUCGGUCUCUGUGUCUCGAUGCAGCAUGUAUUGGGAAGACAGGCAUUGAGCACCUUCAUUCAAGUGAAUCCCCUGGGCUGGGGAUUAGCGCUGGGAUUUUGCGUGUCUAUCUACUCACCUGAAGCUCAGAUUGUUGGAACUGCGUGUCUAACAUUUUUCAUCACCGUUUUUACCGAUAAGAGAAAUAAGAUUCCGGGAGGAAUCGUCGCCUCAUUGGUGGGGUUGACGCUCUUUUUGAUAGAUACAGCUCUGUAUUACUUGGGGAUCCCGAUGGUGGCCCCGUUCAUUGGAGGUCCGUUGGGUGGAUGGCUGUAUCAUAUAUUCGUUGGUGUUCACAUUCCGUACGACAUCGACGAUGAGGAUCGACCAGAAACGGCCGCCGUU